GCGCUCAGCCGUACCGAGGAGGAGUCAACAUGGAAGGCGAGGCGCCUUCGCUGCUGCUGCCGGAGAAGGGCUGCCGCUGCCGGGCUGGACGGCGCCGCCGCCGCUGCCUCCUCUUGCUCUUCGCCAGAUAGGCGGAACCCUCUCGCCCGCCCGCCGGCCUUCCUGCCAGUGACCGGGGGGCGAAAGUUUUAGGCCUGGGUGCAGCAGCAGCAGGUGCGCGGUGGCGCCGGCGAUGGCGGCCCUCUGGAAGCGAAGGCGACUCGGGAGGCGCCCUCCUCCUUCCUCCGCCGCCUUUUGAGCCUCGGCCGCCCCGCUGGUUCUCCCCGCCAGGCUUCCCGUGUAGGAGGAAGGCGUCUGGAAGCGCGCUCGGGGGGCAGAGAGGCUGGGCACCGCUUCCUGGGCGGACUGCGAUUCUCCAGAGUCUGGAGACGAAGGGGUACCUGGUCGGUGCCGGUUUUCUUUUUAUUUCCCCCCCCUCUCCCCUUGGAGCCAACUAGGAGGAGACUUCGGCACGUGUGAAGCGGUGACGCCUUUUUUUUUAAAAUUGGGAUUUUAAACUCGUUCUUGUCACUUGACCCCAGCGGCGUGGAUUGGAGAUCAUAGCAUCCUUAACACGGGUUACUCCAUGUCAUUGUAUGCCUAUCUACGUGUUUAAAGAUGUACACGUUUGUGGUGCGGGAUGAAAACAGCAGCGUUUAUGCCGAAGUCUCCAAAAUCCUCCUUUCCACUGGACAAUGGAAGAGGCUGAAAAAGGACAACCCCAGGUUUAACCUCAUGUUGGGGGAAAGGAACAGGCUGCCUUUUGGGAGACUGGGUCAUGAGCCUGGCCUUGUACAGCUGGUGAACUACUACAGAGGAGCUGAUAAACUUUGUCACAAAGCUUCUUUAGUGAAACUAAUCAAGACGAGUCCUGAAUUGGCAGAAUCUUGCACGUGGUUCCCAGAAUCCUACGUGAUUUAUCCAACUGAUCUAAAGACUCCAGUAGCUCCGGCACAGAAUGGGAUCCAUCACCUGAUAAGCAACCCAAGAACAGAUGAAAGGGAAGUCUUCUUGGCAUCCUACCAAAAGAGGAAAGAGAGCAGAGAGGGAAACGUUUGGAUAGCAAAAUCUUCAGCAGGUGCUAAAGGUGAAGGAAUUCUUAUUUCUUCAGAGGCUACUGAACUUCUGGAUUUUAUAGAUAAUCAAGGACAAGUACAUGUGAUUCAGAAAUAUCUUGAGAAGCCUCUGCUCUUAGAACCAGGUCAUCGCAAAUUUGAUAUUAGAAGCUGGGUGCUAGUGGAUCACCUGUAUAAUAUCUACCUCUAUAAAGAAGGCGUUCUACGGACCUCUUCAGAACCUUAUAAUAGUGCUAAUUUCUUAGACAAAACCUGCCACUUGACCAAUCACUGCAUACAGAAAGAAUAUUCUAAAAACUAUGGGAGAUAUGAAGAAGGGAACGAGAUGUUUUUUGAGGAGUUCAAUCAAUAUCUCACAAGCGCUUUGAAUGUUACUCUGGAAAAUUCAAUCUUAAUACAAGUCAAAAAUAUAAUAAGGUAAUGCAUUUUGUGUGCACUGUAGAAGUAUGCUGAGGACUCUGUCAAAGUAAAGGUUCCUCUUAUUUAUUUCAUUUUUAUCCUACUCUUCCCUCAGGAAACU
Messenger RNA from Pogona vitticeps (central bearded dragon), 1635 nucleotides. NCBI's taxonomy places the organism in Eukaryota, Metazoa, Chordata, Lepidosauria, Squamata, Agamidae. The record is from RefSeq and is a predicted model, not a curated record.